GUAUAAAUGUAACUUUACGUUUGAAAAUAGGUUAGGGGUGGUGUGCACCAUAAUUCUAAAAUCCGGACCAGAUCGGCCAAGUUGGAUCGUAAACUAGCGAACCGAUGGUCCAACCGAUUCAGUUCUUUGGACCGCAAUCAACUUCAAGCUAGUGUGAACCGCUGUGGACCAGAUGAGACUGGCACUUUUACCUCCUUGCCCAUGAUAUAGAGCAUCUCCCAAUCACCUUGCCAAAUACUUGCUGGUUUUCUUUUUUAAUUAUCUCCAUUUUGGAUUGUGUAAUCUCCCCCCAAGAGUUACUGGUUCUUUCUUGGGAAAACUGAGUCUUCCUACUCAUUCUUGGUUGCUGAUUUCCUGACUCAAGCUGCCCACUGAACCAGUUCAUCGAAGGUGAGCUUCUCUAAACCACCCACUGUUGUUAUUCAUUCUUUUUCACAUUUAUACCCUUCUUUUCUUGAUUUUUGGUUUUCUUCCCAGUUCCCGCACCUUUAUUCUUGAUUGUAAUGCCGAAAGAUUAGAUUUUGUUGAUUUCAAUGGAGGGCAUUAUUGACUUGCAUUAUAUUCUUCAACCCAGAAUGAGAGAUUGUUAUAGCUUAGCUGUUAUUUGGAAUAGGAAUAGAAAAAAGACUAAAUCUUUACAUAGGGUUCUAUAGAAUUAGUGGAAAGUUGUCGAGUUUGGGAUUAUUUUCUUUUACAUUUUGAAACCAUCCAGCUUUUGUGUUCAGAUAAGAUGAAAUCAUUGGUGAGAUUUGGCAAAUUAUUAGAAGCCUGAUUUGGGUUAUACCUAGCUAGGGUUGAAUUAUAGAAGGGCAUGAGGAAAAAUUCUACUUUGUUGCGAAAUUCGGGUACGUAUACAAGCCCAUCAACACCAGAGUAUGGUGAUAAGCAUGUUGGUGGGAUUCAAAAAGGUUGGUGUUCUGAGCGUGUCCCAUUACCCACAAACAGUAACCGGAGGAAUGUUACUGCAACUGCAUUGAUGCCAUUUAGUAAUAACGGAAGGGCAUUUCCGUCAAAAUGGGAUGAUGCUGAGAGGUGGAUCACUAGUCCAUUGUCGAGCUAUGGAGUUUGCAAGACAUCAGCUGUUCAACCUCACAGGCAUGCCAAGUCGAAAAGUGGCCCCCUUGGAACUCCAGGUCUUAUGUACAUGCCGAAUUUUUCACCAGCAGUUCCCUUUGUUGAGGGUGAAGGAGUUAUCAGUAAUUUCACUGGGAGUUCACCGUUUACAACUGGUGUUCUGGUUCCUGAAGGUUUAUGCAUUCAUUACGGUGCUGCCAUUGAUUCAAAGGCCAAUUCUAUGUGUGCUGAUAAAAGGAUUGCUCGAGCUUGUAGUGUGCCGGGUCUAUCAGAUUUGUUGAGCGAAGCCUUCUCGUUACCAAGCUCUCAAGAUGAUAAGCUUGAUAUGGGGAAGGUUGCAGAAACGGACGAUUUGCAUGUGGUUUCAAGGAGAGAUAUGGCAACGCAGAUGAGCCCUGAUGAGAGUACCCAUUCCUCUCCCAAAGAACGCUUGUCAUUGUGUUCCUUUCCUCUCCCAAUCCCCAUAGCCGAUGAACAGAACAAACACUUUCCUAAAAUGGAAAUCAGAGAUGUACAAGUGGACAGAGGUGACUCCGUUUCCAACCACAGAUCAAGAAAACUGGAGAAAGGGUCACCAAAUGCCAUUGACUCGUCACUUUGGAACAAUGUUGAUGCGACAACAAGAAGUGUAUCAAAGGAGGAAGCUAGGAUCAGUGCAUGGGAGAAUUUGCAGAAGGCAAAAGCUGAAGCAGCAAUUCAAAAACUGGAGAUGAAGCUUGAGAAGAAGAGGUCGGCGUCUAUGAACAAGAUUUUGAACAAGCUCAGGUAUGCCCAGACAAAAGCCCAAGAGAUGAGGGGUGCGGUUUCUGAAAAACACAACAAAAAGGCUUCAAACAAAGCUGUGCCCUUUGGGAAGCGUUUUAAGGUCUCGUUUGGCAGUUGUUUUUCUUGCCAUACCGUUGCUUAGAUCCGGCUCUCAAACUUCUUCAACACUAUUCAUUCUUAGUGAGAUAUGUUGCAGGUAGCCCACAUCAGUAUGUGUCUCAGGUUUUUGUACCAAUUUUGUAUAAAGGAACUGAUCUGUGUACAUCAUGAGACCAUCAUGAAUAUGAUAUUGGGGAACUUGUUGUGUACCAUCUGACCCUUAGAGCUCUUAAGGUGUGUUUGGUUCAGGGGGUAGGAUAUGGGAGGGAAGCUAAUUAUGGUCAAAGAUGAACAUUAAAAUAAUUACUCCAUA
Molecule: messenger RNA, 2251 nt
Organism: Cuscuta campestris
Lineage: Eukaryota; Viridiplantae; Streptophyta; Magnoliopsida; Solanales; Convolvulaceae
Source: the annotation of a GenBank genome assembly